AUGGAAUUCAUUGCGGCUGGGACAGGUCAAGUUGUCUUCACCCCCAAGGAUACCACCUCGUAUUUUUAUGAAUCAUUCGAAUGCCAACCUGCCGUUACAAACGGAUAUGGAGGAUUGCAAUUCACUGUCGAGGGCCCUGCCGGUGCUUCGUUUGCUCUAGAGCUUCAGACAACUUCGUCUUGUAGCGCCAACGACGGGACAUACAAGAGUCACUACACCAUCAUCGAGAACCUGACCGGAAGCCGCCAGACAAUUAAUGUUCCCUUGGUCGGCUUUGACAACGAACCCAACUACGAUGCUGUUGUCGGUUGGGUUUGGGCUGUAUUUUCACAGUCAAAUGUUCAAUGGUCGAUUGGCAAUAUCACAUGGAUAUGCGGGAAUGUGGCUCAGCCAACGUCCCCUGGUUCAACAAGUGUACCGACAAGAUCAACCAUCGUCCCUACCGCAACUCGAUCCACAAUAGCACCGCCAGUCACCACCAGCCAGCCCGCAACGUGCUCCAACUUAUUGAUUGAUGACUGGGCUUCUCAGUCCCGUCUUACAUUCUUGGGCUACAACGCUAUGGGGCAAGCAACGAGCGAUGAUGGAACAAUGUCAAGUGUCGUUGUCAGCAACAACAGGGUCCUCCUUUACCCCAAAGAUGCCAACUCGUACUUUUACAGUCAGUUUGGUUGUUUGAAUGCCAACAACAGAUACGGAGGCAUCUCGUUCAGGGUCAGGGCGGCACGAGGCACAAGCUUUUCAGUGGCUCUGGGAUGGUCCGAUAGUUGCGGCUCAAACAACGUCAAGACGGUUAGUUUGACAACAGCGCAGUUAAAGUGGACAUUCGAUGGCACCGAGAAGCUGUACUCCUUCCCCUUUUCAGCGUUCAGUGGCGUCGAUACGACAAAGCUGGAUAUGAUUUAUUUUUCCGGCCUCAAUGCGGGCGUCAUCCUCGGCCCCAUAUCCUUCUACUGCGGAUCGACAGCUACCGAGUACGUCGCGCCAGCAUCGUCACCAGCUCCCUCUGCCCUCACGCGCACAACAACCCAGGUGGCAACCCCAAGUGCCAAGGGUUAUGUUAUUGACACAUUCUCCAACGAAAAUACCAACUCGCUGGGCGAAUGGCACGGUCCGGAUGAGGGCAUGGCGGUCACAUUUGGCAACAACGCCAUUACAAUCCGUACCAACGACUCUGAUCAAAGCUGGAACACUCAGUUGGCCAACAAGUGCGCCGACCUCCGCAACCUGACAGGAGGCUAUCUCCAUAUCGCGUACUCGGGUAGCAACAAGUUUAGUAUCGCCCUCCAACAACACAACUCCAAGUGCAACGAGACGAUGGCUCCCUACCCCGAGACCUGGGAUUCCGUGGAAGCCUCUCGCUACGCAACCACCUCCGACAUCUACGUCCCCAUCACCCACUUCAGCAUCAACCUCCAGCGCGUCAUUGGUUUCAACCUCCGCGGCUUCUACACUUCAGAGCCGACAACAAUCACCAAGAUCGAAAUCGUCACCUCCAUCCCGUCCAACUUCAAGAUCCCGCCCAAGCUAGCCUCGGGCAGGCUAGUGUUCGCCUGCACCCGCCCCAACUCCUUCGCCUUUGCCAUUGACGACGGAAACCCAGAGUACAUCCCCCAGGUCAUGAAGAUCCUCAAAGAAGCCAACAUCCCCCUCACCUUCUUCACCGUUGGCCUGCCCCUCCUAGACCAGAGCAACGGCCUGGCAGCAGCGUACAAAGACAUGGCCUCUCGCGGCCACCAGAUCGCCCUGCACAGUUACACGCACCCCAAGAUGGAAGGCCUCGCCACCGAGCAAGCCAUCGACUGGGAGAUCCAAAACGACAUUGGUGCCGUCCGCCAGGUGUUUCCAAACCUACGGUCGUCCUACUUUCGCCCUCCGUUCGGAACAGAAGGUGCGAGAAUGAGACAGCGCCUGGCGGCAAACCUGAACGAUCCAGAGCCGUAUAUUGUUGGGUGGAGCAUCGACGUGGAGGACUGGCUUUGGGCUGAAUCAUCCACUCCCAACAAGCAGCUCGAUGCGUUCAAGCGCGAUCUGGCCAAGGGCGGGAACUUGAUGGUGAUGCAUUACCUGCACCAAAGCACGGUGGACUUGUUGCCCGAGUUUAUCAAACUGGCCAAAGCGAGCGGGAAGAGGCUGAUGAGGGUGGAUCAGUGCUUGGAGGACCCGAAGGCGCCGGCUCUGACUUGA
Podospora anserina S mat+ is the source of this 2187-nucleotide messenger RNA. RefSeq lists its product as uncharacterized. The transcript has 2 exons. Gene Ontology annotation, biological process: carbohydrate metabolic process. Gene Ontology annotation, molecular function: hydrolase activity, acting on carbon-nitrogen (but not peptide) bonds. The record is from RefSeq and is a predicted model, not a curated record. Bases 1 to 2187 code for a protein of 728 amino acids. NCBI's taxonomy places the organism in Eukaryota, Fungi, Ascomycota, Sordariomycetes, Sordariales, Podosporaceae.